AUGAAAAACGAACUCGCCAAGGUACACCCUGUUUUCUUUGCACACAACUCGCGUCUCUUCAGAAGAAAAUCGCCUCUCCGAAGAGAUCUGAGGCGUCGAAGAAGUCCAAGUCGAAGAAGUCCAAGUCGAAGACUCGGAGAACUGGAAAAUCGGAGAAGAAAAAGGGAGGAUUCUUCGGGUGUUGCGCCAAGAAACGCAAAGUGAAGCGCUCGUCGAAAAGCCGUUCGGUGACCAAAAAGAGGGCCGCCGCCCCGAAGAAAGUGCCGGUGUCUCCGAAGAAAACCGACGUCAAGUCGCAGAAGUCGUCAAAAAAAGUGACAAAAGAAGGUUCUGCUCGGAGUGGACCGACUGGAAAGGCGCCGAAAAAGCCCGGAAAGUCCCGUCAGGAGGAGAUUCCGAAAAGGGCCGCCAUCGGAAAGACUGUUCCUCCUCCUUACGUGCCGGUUCCGCUUUCCGCGUCUGCUCGGCCGCCACCAGCCGCCGCGGUGCCGGACCGUUCGGGCUCGAGUGAACAAGUCAUCGCUCCGAUUUAUCAGCCUGCAUCCACCACUCCAACUCUGACUACGGCCACUCAAACUGAGCAAAUGGCUACGGCGGUGCGGUUCCUUUUCGUAUUACAGACUUCAUUCUUUGCUUUCAGCCCUCCUCGAUUGCUCCUCCGUUGGUUGAGCAGAAGAGCACGUCGCAAGAGCAGAUUGAUGUGAACGAAGCGAAGAGAGAAAAGAGCGAGAAGCAGACGAGAGAGGAUGUGGAGGAAGCGUUUAAAGAGAAGAAGAGCAGUGCGUUCCCGUCGCGGAAGUUCUUCAUGUCCCAGUAAGUGAAGGAGGAAUGGGAGAGGAUUCAAAUGAAUUUAUUCAUAGAUACGUGAAGGACGAAUGCCGUGUUCGUCGCUGGGUGUACGAGGAUUCGGUGCCUCUGACGGUGGAACCGACCAAAAAGUUCCGAGGCGCUCGGAACGAGAAGGAAAGACGCGGGGACAUGCUGAGAGACCUCAACGAGCUGGCGGCCAUUCUCGACGGUUAG
Molecule: messenger RNA, 1023 nt
Organism: Caenorhabditis sp. 36 PRJEB53466
Lineage: Eukaryota; Metazoa; Nematoda; Chromadorea; Rhabditida; Rhabditidae
Source: the annotation of a GenBank genome assembly